Messenger RNA from Belonocnema kinseyi, 1067 nucleotides. RefSeq names its product SNAPIN protein homolog. Gene Ontology annotation, biological process: lysosome localization; endosome to lysosome transport; methylation. The transcript has 2 exons. Gene Ontology annotation, cellular component: BORC complex; BLOC-1 complex; eRF1 methyltransferase complex. Gene Ontology annotation, molecular function: protein methyltransferase activity; nucleic acid binding; S-adenosylmethionine-dependent methyltransferase activity. The coding region runs from base 124 to 771 and encodes 215 amino acids. Lineage: Eukaryota; Metazoa; Arthropoda; Insecta; Hymenoptera; Cynipidae. The record is from RefSeq and is a predicted model, not a curated record.
AGCUUUACUUGGCCACAAUUCUUCACAAAGUGCAGAUACUGUUUCUCAAAAAUUUACGAAGGACGAAGAGAGCGAAAAGCCGUCUGCAGAUGAUCAACAGUGAACAGGAAAGGAUAAUUUUAAAUGGAGACUCCUCUUGUGAGAUUGUCAGAUGAGGAAAGCGAGACAGUUUACGAGCCAUCGGAAGAUUCGUUUCUUCUCAUAGAUGCACUGGAGGCUGAUUUGAAUUCUAUAGAGGUCAUCAUGCCAGGUAUUUGUUUAGAAAUCGGUAGCGGUUCUGGUGUCGUCAUCACUGCAUUAGCUAUGGCUCUUCAUGAUCGAUUUCCAUCGUACUUUAUGGCCUGCGAUAUAAAUCCCCAUGCUUGCAAAGUUACAAAAAGAACAAGCAGCACAAAUUCAACAAAAGUUGAUAUAAUCCAAAUGGAUUUAGUGACUAAUUUACUUCCGAGAAACUUGUUUGAUAUUAUCGUUUUCAAUCCUCCCUACGUUGUCACAGAACCUCUCGAAGUUUUUGACGAAAGAUUAAUUUCAAAAACCUGGGCGGGUGGACUGGAGGGUAGACAAGUAAUGGAAAGAUUAUUCGUGCACAUUCCAGAUUUGCUAUCAGAGAAGGGCAUUUUUUAUUUACUUGUGAUCAAAGAAAACGACCCAGAGUACAUUAUACAAAAUUUCAGGAAUUUGAGUAUGAUGGGUUCUAUUAUAGCUGAAAGAAAAAUCAGAGGCGAGCAUUUAUACGUAAUAAAAUUUGUUAAGAAUGAUGGACAGCUGUGAAAAAACGGAUUUUAAAAACUGUAAAAUUAUUGAUACUUGUGCAGUUAAAUUGUAUAUAUUGGAUUCUGUAACCGGGUGUCUACUCACCUGGAAAAUCUGGAAUUGUCAGGGAAUUUGUAUGUACCUGGAAAAACCUGGAGAUGUCAGAGAUUUUUUUUUCAAGUCAGUGGAUUUUUUCAAGAAAGAGCUUAAGUUUUUUAAAUCGCAUUAUGAAAGUAAAUCAAAAUACUUUUUCAUUUAUAAAUGGAUUUGCUUGUAAAUCAAUGUUUUUCAAUGCAAAUUUAAUUAUUCUAUUU